This is a messenger RNA of Apodemus sylvaticus (European woodmouse), 1836 nucleotides long. Its product is annotated as coiled-coil domain-containing protein 121-like. Lineage: Eukaryota; Metazoa; Chordata; Mammalia; Rodentia; Muridae. The transcript has a single exon. The record is from RefSeq and is a predicted model, not a curated record. The coding region runs from base 1 to 1440 and encodes 479 amino acids.
AUGGAGACCCAAGGAAGCAGGCGAGGUACCCUUUACCCUCAAAGACAAGAAGGGGGAGCUACCCUUUUGCCCCAUAGACAGGAAGGUGGGGCUGUUGGACCACCAUUACUUCCUGCAAAGGAUGAGCCAGUUCGGAUUCGUGAAGACUUCUCUUACAGAGCUUUCCUGACCAGGAAAAAGGCCUUACACGACUUCCGGGUGAGGUGGCCAGAACUAAUUCUCCUGGACCAGAAGAAAAAGGAGGAACUUCCCCUAAUUGGACAAAGUUCGUCUGAUUUGUUCCAUGCUCCCAGCAGCUGCUCAUCCAUGGUCAGCAUUACCAGCACAGACCUGGAAACCACUCCCAGUGAGCUCCUGGAUCCCACAGCAGGAUUUGCUGCCGACUCCAAAGCCCCUCCUUCACAGUCUCCACAGAUGAUCAUUCUCAACAGCUAUAUGAACCCAGAGUCUCUGACGCGGCUGGAGAAGAAGGUGAGAAGGAAGACCCUGGAGGCCAUGACUGAGCUGGAGCAGGAGAUGGAAGCAGUUAAGAGGCGGCGGUCAGUGCUCAUAAAGGACGUCAAGGACAUGCAGAUGGCGAUUUCAUAUGAGAAAGCAGACAACAAGCCGUUCCUUGAGUACCUGCGGCAGAAGAAUGAGGAGAAACAGAGGAAGUACGACGCCCUGUGGAAAGACUACAACCAGCAGUGUCUGGAGAUCGAGGACAGGAGACUGGAGCUGAUUUCUGCCUUCACCUCACACACGGAAGACCUCCAGAAGCAGCUGAUGCGGAACAGGAAGCUCGAGGCCAGCUUGAAGAAGAAACUGAAGGCCCUGGAGCCCAUCGCACAGGUCAGGGAGAGCCAGGAACAAACUAUCCAGGCCUUAGAGUUGGAGGAAGCCAGCAUAGCACCUGACUUCUCCUUAAUGGACCGAGAGGCACACCUUCAGUUCCUGAAGGAAAGGGCUGCCUUGGAGAAGCAGAUGGAGGAUCUGAACCUGCUGGAGUCUGGAGAGAAAAUCACCAGGAAGCUAAAGAAGAAGGCCAAGGCCUUGGACACUGCGGCCAGACAGGCUCACGAGAAGUUCUGGGAGGGUAUUAAAGCUGAGAACAGGCAGCUGCAAACACAGCUCCAGCACCUGGACCAGGAAUUCCUCAAGCUGGAGGCUGGAAAGGAGAAGCUGGAACGGCGAAAGCAGCGGUGGAAAGAGCAGCAGUGGUACCUGGAGGCUCUGGCCCGGGGGAGGGAGCGCCUGCAGCAGCAAGAGCACCGCCAGCAGCAGCAGCAAGAGCACCGCCAGCAGCAGCAGGAGCACCACCAGCAGCAGCAGGAACACCGCCAGCAGCAGCAGGAGCACCGCCAGCAGCAGCAGGAGCACUACCAACCCAAACCACAGACAGCUCCUCAACCAGCACUGGGACGUCUAUUAAGUGCCAGGCCAAAAGCCAGUCCUAAGUAAUGGCUGCCAUGUCCCAGGAAGCAGACUGGAGUUGAAGCUGGGUCACUACACAAAGAAUGACGAUGCUCUCUGAUAAUGCAGAGGGCAGAGGCACCAGGGCACAGAGGGCUGAGCUUCUCAGAGGGGCAGAGGGGCCCUGGGCUGGCCUGUCUCUCAGGCUUGGCUCCCACACAGCAGGGCUGUCCUAACCGAAAGCUUCACAGCCUUGGGACGCUUUGGUCUUCAGAAGCUGUGGCUCCCGUGCUCCCCAUGCCUCCCGUGCUCCCUGUUGCAUACUUUGGUGCUCAAUUCCUGCUCUAGUGUGGGCUUCAUGAUGACAGGGUGCAUUUUGUAAUGGGUACUUUGCACACAGUCAGCCCAUCUCACAGUAGGAGCAUCGGUGUCUUAGAUGGGCGC